AUGGCAACAAGUUGCGGUGCUGGUGAAAUUGUAAAUAAUUUUUGUUCAUCUAUUGAGGGAAAUGUGUUGAGAAAAGGUUCAGAAGAAUACAAAGCAUCACUUUUAAAUCGUUGGAAUUUAGAUGUUCAAAAUGCACCACUCUUGAUAGUGUUCCCAAAAAAUAUAAAUGAUGUUGUUAAAGCUGUAAAUUUUUCAAGAGAGUGUGAAUUGGAUUUAGCAGUUAAAUCGGGUGGCCAUGGUAUCUCAUCUGCAUGUGUUAAUGGUUUAUUAAUUGAUUUUUCAAAAAUGAAAAAUAUUAAAGUAGACCCAGAUACUAAAACUGUUAGAAUUGAAGCUGGUUGUACUCUUGGAAAUUUAGAUGACGAAACUUCAAAGUUUGGAUUACAUAUUCCAUCAGGCCAUGUUUCACACACUGGUUUAGCAGGUUUAACAUUAGGUGGUGGCAUUGGUCAUUUGUCUAGAAGUCUUGGCUUAACAUCAGAUAGUUUGUUAGAGAUUACAAUGGUAGAUUAUAAAGGUGAUAUAUUGGUUGUAAAUGAAGAAACCAAUCCAGAGUUACUUUAUGGCAUGAGAGGUGCUGGUAGUAAUUAUGGUGUUGUUACUGAAUUUGUAUUUAAAUUGCAUCCAGUUUCCAAUGUUUAUUUAGGCACAUUUGUAUAUAAGCACGAUAAUUGCAAAGACGCUUUGGUAAAGUUGGGUGAGCUUGCAUCGGAUCCAAGCACACCAAAUGAAUUGUCAUGCGCUAUUUCGAUCACACCAGAGGGUGUUGCAGUAAUGGCAAUUUACAACGGUACAGAAGAGAAUGGCAAAGAGAUUAUUGAAAAGAUAUCCACAUUUGGUUCACCCUUUGUCAGCAGAAUUAACAUGAUCCCAUAUGUCAUGCUCCAAAAGGUUAUUGACGACAAAGUACCACACGGUCUAAAGUACUAUCAACGUGGACCAUUCAUUAAAGAUUCGCUUAAUAAAGAGAUUGUUGACAUCAUCAUCGACUCGUACAAUAGCCACCCAACCAAAUCAGGAGCUAUUCUCUUGACACAUUUAGGCGGUAAAGUAAGAGAGACACCAAAGGACUUUUCUUCAUUUGCACACAGAGAGGCCGAAUACCAAAUCAUCCUUCUUUCCAUCAUUCCAUCAGAUGACACCAAGCAAGCUAUUCGUCAAUGGACCGUCGACACACAUACAAAGCUAUCUAAAUACUGUUUCGGUGAUUAUUCUAAUACUACAGAUGGUUCACAACCAAUGACUCUUGUUUAUGGACAUUGCUAUGACAAAUUGGUAGAAUUGAAAAAUAAAUAUGACCCCACCAACUUUUUCCAUAAUAAUGCUAAUAUCAAACCAAGUUUAGAUGCUAGUAAUAAUAUGUAA
Messenger RNA from Dictyostelium purpureum, 1365 nucleotides. RefSeq lists its product as uncharacterized. Gene Ontology annotation, molecular function: oxidoreductase activity; FAD binding. The record is from RefSeq and is a predicted model, not a curated record. The transcript is spliced from 2 exons. NCBI's taxonomy places the organism in Eukaryota, Evosea, Eumycetozoa, Dictyosteliales, Dictyosteliaceae. Bases 1 to 1365 code for a protein of 454 amino acids.